AUUGUAAACCGACAGCUUUCAAUAAUAUUUUUAAUUUAUGUGACAUGACAAAAUUUUCAGUGCCUUACCCAUGAGACAAAUAUGUAUUUAGUUGAAAAGCACACAAAAUUUGUCGAAGAUAUAUAUACAUCUUCCAAGCUAGAUAAAAAUCCUUAUUCGUGUAUACCGAGUGUUAUAUUUCUGAGCUGCACGUUUGUUGUGUUGUAUAUGCAUAUUCAUCAGUAUCAGUCCCGUAGGUGGGGAGAAGGAAUUUAUAAGGAUGUAGUGUUCCAUUGGGCAUAUUUUUACAUAGCACGAAUUUGGUUUGUAUUUGUAAAAUUUGGUAGAUAUCUAAUAGAUUCUAUGGAUGAAUUUGUAGAGGAGAAUAGUCCAAAAGACGAAAUUAUAUUAAACCAAACAUUAACACACGUUUGUAUCUUUUUGAUAACAUUGACAAUAUCAACGAUACCACUUAUAAUUAUAAGUUUCCAACAAAUUUAUAGAGAUCGUAUACCAAAUUUGUUAAUGUGGAUAACUGAAGAAGACCCGCAGACAAAUAGCGAAUUGGGUACGUCAGGACAAUAUUUAGAGCGACCGCCGCAUUUUUUACAACCCUAUAGAAAAGAUGCGGUACCUUACCGAUCAAAAAGAUCGACUAGUUUCAUCGCUGACGUUCUCAGCGACAGGCAAACCUCAAAUUGUCGAAUUAGUAAAUCGUUGAUGACGAUAAGUUCCGAAAAAUUUCAAGAUAAUCUACCAAAACGCUACUAGGAAUAUUUUUCGAAAUAUAUAUUUAUUUAUAUCUA
Molecule: messenger RNA, 785 nt
Organism: Diorhabda carinulata
Lineage: Eukaryota; Metazoa; Arthropoda; Insecta; Coleoptera; Chrysomelidae
Exons: 4
Coding region: 82-750 (222 amino acids)
Source: RefSeq, a predicted model, not a curated record